AACCCGAUCCGAACCUGACCCGACGACCCGAAUGCCCAGGCCUACAUUCAGUUUGGUUCCACCCUAGAAGAAAAAAAAGUUCCCAUCGGUUCUCUCUCCGUAUCGCUCACUCUGGCCGUCAAAAUCCGCCGGCGAAUCAACUCUCCGGGUCCUUGUCUCGUGAUAUGCCUGGGCGCGAUAGGAUCAGCGAGUUACCUGAAUGUUUGAUAACUAAAAUACUCUCCUACCUUCCAACUAAACACUCGGUGAAGACUAGCGUCUUAUCAACAAGAUGGAAGAAUCUCUGGCUAACUGUUCCAUCUCUUGACUUAAACCGAGCCGACUUCCGUUAUAGAGAAGAAGGCCAUGUGGUUAUUCUCAGAUUCCUUGACAGACUCCUCGAUUUUAACCCUGAUUCACGCCUUCUAAAAGUUAAGAUGAAGUGCUAUUGGGCAGAGAUAAAGGGACUCAAGGAUCGGAUCAGUACAGUGAUCCAACGCGGACCUCAACAUCUAGACGUCGAGAGCUCUGUUGAGUAUCUAUACCCUGGCACCUACACCUACUAUCCUUAUGUCGAAUUCAUGCCUCUGAAUUUGUACACGAGCAAGACAUUGGUUUCCUUGAAGCUCACCUGGUCCGGUGUUGAGGACCCUGGUUUUGUUUGUAUGCCUUGUCUUAAAUCCAUGACUCUUGUUAAAGUUCACUUUCGAGAAGACGUGACUCUGGAGAAACUCGUGUCGGGAUGUCCCGUUCUCGAAGAGCUGACCUUGGUUAGGGAUAUUGAUUCCAGUUUUGUGGGUGAGGUUGACGGUUUCAUGCGUGUGAGGUCUGGGAGCUUGAAGAGGUUUUGCGUUCCGCUCUGGUACGGAGAAAAUUUCAGUGUGUAUGUGAAAUGCAUUAGUCCGUCUGUGAAAUGCAGACUUGAGAUUGAUGCUCCGGUGCUAGAGCAUAUGAGUCUUGGAGAAGAUCAGUUUGAUAUCGUCGUGGUACAGAAGAAACUGACUUCUUUGUUCAUGUUGGACCUUGAUAUCAGUUUUGCUCUCGACUCUGGUGAGUUAUUUCUCUAUGGGAUAUCGAGUGUAGGACACAUGAUCAUCUCUGAGAAAACAGUCAAGGCCCUUGAGCUUUACUCGAGAGUAGGGUUGAUUCCUAAAUUCAAUAACUUAUCACGUUUAGAAGCAGUGUUCCCUGGCAAUUUACUACAGUUUCUGCCAGUCUUUCUUGAGUGUUGCCCAAAUCUGAAACACCUAAUCUUGGAGGUUGUUCAUUUAAGGGAGAUGGAGGAUGCAUUCGAACUCACAAGUGUGCCUCAGUGCUUCUUAUCGACUCUCGAGUGUGUUGAGCUAAAAAGAAUUCAUGACUGGGAGGAAGAGGAGAUGAAAGUAGCCACUUACUUUCUUGAGAACGCAGCUGUCCUGAAGAAACUCACUCUGACUCUCACAGCUUAUCCUCGUUAUGUCUCUGAUGAAGAAAUCUUCGAGGAGGUUAAUAAAGUUAAAAAACGUUCUCCAACAUGUCAAAUUCUUCGUGAUUGGGAGUUAUGUUGAUGCAAAUCAUGAAAUGAUUGAGCAGAGUAUCAUUGCAGGAGUCUGUUCUUGUCAUGAAAAUUUGCAGUUCUUUCUUAGUUCUGGUUGGAUUUACUUAAGCCAUGCUGGUUGUUACAAGUUCUUCAGUCACUUUAUGGAUUUUUCUUUUAAAUCUCAAUCUCAGAUGUCUUAUAAUGAACA
Molecule: messenger RNA, 1706 nt
Organism: Raphanus sativus (radish)
Lineage: Eukaryota; Viridiplantae; Streptophyta; Magnoliopsida; Brassicales; Brassicaceae
Product: FBD-associated F-box protein At5g27750
Exons: 4
Coding region: 165-1526 (453 amino acids)
Molecular function (GO): protein binding
Source: RefSeq, a predicted model, not a curated record